This is a messenger RNA of Podospora pseudopauciseta, 258 nucleotides long. RefSeq lists its product as uncharacterized. The transcript is spliced from 2 exons. NCBI's taxonomy places the organism in Eukaryota, Fungi, Ascomycota, Sordariomycetes, Sordariales, Podosporaceae. The record is from RefSeq and is a predicted model, not a curated record. Bases 1 to 258 code for a protein of 85 amino acids.
AUGCCGACUCAGUACAUUGCAGAGGUCAACCAGUCCAAGGAGGACGGCGAGUGGUCUGCCAAGCAGGAAAAUCCCAACGCAAAGCCCGACUCCUUAAACUUUGCCUCCAAUGACUACGCAGUUGCAGUUCAUAUCCUGGUUGAUGUUCAAGACCCAGCUGCCAAGAAGUGGACUCCGAUCUGGGUUGGCAAGUACAUGCUCCUCAAGGGCGCCCACGGAGAAUAUCAACCCAUCGUGACCGUCAACAUUUGGUAUUAG